Paraglomus brasilianum is the source of this 1716-nucleotide messenger RNA. The record is from the annotation of a GenBank genome assembly. NCBI's taxonomy places the organism in Eukaryota, Fungi, Glomeromycota, Glomeromycetes, Paraglomerales, Paraglomeraceae.
AUGUCGCCUGCAACAGAGCUCAACGCUGAUGUCAUUAAUCUUAUCUUUGAGUAUAUGGAAGACAAUAUACCUGCUCUCUACAACUGCAUGCUGGUGAACAAAUACAUUUGCGGCAAAUUUACUCCUCUCUUGUACAAAGAUCCAUUCCAUUAUAUGAACACGCUUUUGAAAGAAAACACAAACAAAACAAUAAGAAAUAAAUGUAGAGCUCUCAUAACUACGUACAUCAAAUGUUUGCCUUUAGAUAAGCAGCUCUUCUAUCAUAAAGCGUGUGUCAUCGAGAAGCCAAGCUAUCCGAGGCAUCAACACGAACAAUACCUUAAAUCAUUGACAAUCAGUCACUUUAUAAUGGCGUUGAAUGCAACUAAAUAUCAUCAAAUUGCCGAUUCGCAUGGCGCCUUUUAUCACGAUCUUAUAACGUUAUUGGUGACCGGCAAGAAACUGCAAAUGCUUCAUAUAGAAGACACGCAUUUUCAUAUUUUCAAAGAUUUUCUUCAAGAUCUUUCACCUUCGCUAAAAUGGUUGCGUUUGGAUAUGAAAUAUUACGUUAAUGGAGACAUUAGUCAUCUUAUUGAUAAAUUACCUAACGUUGAGAGUCUGGUCAUUUCAUUUGCCAAAUCAGAAAUUGAUUACAAUCUGUUGGAGAAUAUGGGAAGAAUAAAAGAAUCGCUGAAAAGGCUGGAUAUUGAAGGCGGUUUUGGAAAGAUAGAUUGCAGAUUUCUCCGUAUAAUGAGGGAAUAUAAGCAAUUGAGAGCCAUAUAUAUUAUUAAAAAAGAAAAUAUUGAUACUGAUGUGCUGAGAUUUGCAAGCUUAGGGAAAUCCGAACUUAGAAAGAAGGUUGCUGAGGUCAAGAAUGAGGACGUCCUGCUUGAGGCGGCCAAGGAUCUCGAGAGCUGCAGAAUCGAGGAGGUGGAGCGAACAGUUCAGCUUGACCUGAUUGUGAAAGAAAUGGUACCAGCUGAGCAGAAGUCAUUGGAAGAAAAGGAGAUCGAUUCUUUCCUGGAUUCAGAGAAUAAGAAAAUGGUUACAAUAGAGAAUUUAGAAUUUAGAUCAGAAUCACAUGACCAUUCUCCAGUUGGUUACCAUAUCAAGACCGUUGAACGCCGAUCAUUAGCAAAAACCUUGGUGCCGAAAGUAAAGUAUACUAUUGAACCAUUCCGAGCAUUUUCGACGAGAGAUAUAAAAUUGACAUGUUUGAAAUACAUACCCCCAUCUUCCUCAGCCCUACAAUACAAUCCACCCUUGUCGAUUCGAGUUCCAGAAUUACAAUUUCCCAACCCAUCCCUCGAAGGCAAAAAUAUAAUGCGACUAUUGGAUGAAGAAGAAGUCAAGCGCGCAACUGACAAUAGAGCGGAACUCUUUGCAAAGCGAGGAAAAACCCGUAUUAUUCCUGGUGACGUUCUAUUAGUUGAAUCAUACACGAACCAAACAAAUAGGGGUUCUUCUAUGUUUGCAGGAAUAUGUAUUGCAAUUCGGCGAAGUGGACCCGAUAGUAGUUUCACGUUGAGGAACAUUAUAAUGAAAGUUGGGGUUGAGCAAAGGUUUCCAGUGUUUUCGCCAUUGAUUAAGAGCAUUAAGAUAUUGCAAAGGGGUAAAGGUUAUAGGAGGGCGAAGCUUUUUUAUUUGAGAGAUGAACCAGGCAAGACUGUUCGGAUUAGUGGGGCGAUGAGAGAAGAAUCCAGGAAGGGGAGAAACAACAUAGAUCAAAAGAAAUAA